Erythranthe guttata (spotted monkey flower) is the source of this 3185-nucleotide messenger RNA. It is a transcript of the gene TOP3A, whose product is annotated as topoisomerase 3alpha. The record is from RefSeq and is a predicted model, not a curated record. NCBI's taxonomy places the organism in Eukaryota, Viridiplantae, Streptophyta, Magnoliopsida, Lamiales, Phrymaceae. Gene Ontology annotation, biological process: DNA recombination; DNA repair; DNA topological change. Gene Ontology annotation, cellular component: chromosome; RecQ family helicase-topoisomerase III complex; nucleus. Gene Ontology annotation, molecular function: DNA binding; zinc ion binding; DNA topoisomerase type I (single strand cut, ATP-independent) activity.
GGGGCAGUUUGGUAAUAAAUACCACCCCUAAUUAUACUUCAACAUUGUGGAAGCGAAGGGUAUUUAAAGUCAAAUCACAAUCCCAAAACCAAAGGGCGGGAAAAUCAAAAUCCCCAAAUCGCAUGCCCAUUUUUCAAUUGGAAUACGGAUUCACAACCAGUGCCACCAACAACAGUACCUAUUGAAAGAGCACUUCCCGAAAUGGCAGGCGGCGGCGGGCGGCCGUUAAGGGCGCUGAACGUGGCGGAGAAGCCGUCGGUGGCUAAAGCGGUGUCCGGUAUACUCUCGAAGAAUCCGUCAAGCGGAGGGCUGAGGGUGAGAGAAGGCCGGUCCAGAUACAACAAAAUCUUCGAAUUCAACUACGCCAUUCAGAACCAGCAAUUUCAAAUGUCGUUCACCUCCGUCACCGGACAUCUCAUGGAGCUCGAGUUCGAGGAUCGUUAUCGCAAGUGGCACUCAUGUGACCCCGUCGAUCUCUACCAUGCCCCCGUCAGGAAACAUGUACCGCAGGACAAAUCGGACAUUGAAAAGACACUGGAGGAAGAAGCUAGAAAGUGUCAAUGGCUUAUCCUGUGGCUUGAUUGCGAUAGAGAAGGAGAGAAUAUAGCAUUUGAGGUGGUAGAAGCUUGCCUACGAACGAAUCGUAAUCUCAACAUCUGGAGAGCUCGUUUCUCUGCCCUAAUUGAUAGGGAAAUUCACGAUGCAGUGCAGCACCUUGUUCGCCCUAAUCAAUUGUUUGCCGAUGCUGUAGAUGUUCGACAAGAAAUAGAUCUUCGGAUAGGAGCUUCUUUCACCCGGUUUCAGACUAUGCUUCUGAAAGAUGCAUUUGUUCUUGAUUUCGCUACUGAGGAAAGAAAUGUUAUUUUAAGCUAUGGUCCUUGCCAGUUCCCUACUCUAGGAUUUGUUGUAGAGAGGUUCUGGGAAAUCCAAUCGCACGAACCUGAAGAGUUCUGGACUAUUAACUGUACCCAUAAUUCAGAAGAAGGCACCGCUACAUUUAGCUGGAUGCGAGGGCAUUUGUUUGAUUACACAUGUGCAACGAUAAUAUACGAAAUGUGUGUGCUGGAACCCAAUGCAACCGUAACAAAUGUUAGAAACCAGGAGAAGCCUAGGUAUCCUCCUCAUCCUCUGAGUACAAUAGAGCUUGAAAAGCGUGCUUCACGUUACUUCAGAAUGAGUUCAGAGCAGACCAUGAAGGUAGCAGAAGAUCUAUAUCAAGCUGGUUUUAUCAGUUAUCCUCGUACGGAGACUGAUAGCUUCUCAGUGAGAACAGAUUUGCAUACAAUUGUACAAGAACAGCAAGGACACCCAACAUGGGGCUCAUAUGCCCAGCGGUUGCUGGAUCCUGAAGCAGGUCUCUGGAGAAAUCCGAGCAGUGGUGGACACGAUGACAAAGCUCACCCUCCCAUUCAUCCAACAAAAUUCUCUGCUGGAGAAUCAGGAUGGAGUCAGGAUCAUCAUAAAGUGUACGAGUUGGUUGUUCGUCAUUUCCUGGCUUGUGUUUCUCAACCAGCCAUAGGUGCCGUAACUACAGUUGAUAUUGACAUUGCCGGUGAACAAUUUUCUGCAUCUGGGACAGUGAUACUUGCUAAAAAUUACUUGGAUGUGUAUCGAUUUGAAACUUGGGGAGGUUCUAUGAUCCCAACAUAUAAUUACGGGCAACAGUUUACACCCACCACGUUAACUCUUGAUUCAGGAGUCACCAGACCUCCGCCUCUUCUAAGUGAGGCUGAUUUACUAAGUUGUAUGGACAAUGCAGGUAUUGGAACAGAUGCGACAAUGCAUGACCACAUAAAAAAGCUUCUUGAUCGCUUUUAUGCCACUAAAGACUCAAACAUGCGUUUCUCACCUACAAAACUUGGUGAGGCACUAGUAAAAGGUUAUGAUGACAUGGGUUAUGAAUUGUGGAAACCGAAUCUCCGCGCUAUGAUGGAAAGUGAUAUGAAAGCAGUUAGCAUGGGCACAAAGAGAAAGUCUGAAGUUCUGGACUCUUGCCUACAGCAGAUGAAAGCCUGCUUUGUGGAUGCUAGAUUAAACAAAGAAAAGCUGUUUGAAGCGAUGGAUGUUUUCUUUGAGAGAUCAAAUAGAGCUAAUGGCAAUGAGCAGCAAGCAAUUGGGGAGGUUGUUCGAAAAUGUGGUCUCUGCCAAGAAUCAGAUAUGGUCCUUAGGAAAAAGCCGGAUGGAAACUUCAUGGUUGGUUGCUUGGGCUAUCCUCAAUGUAGGAAUGUCGUCUGGCUUCCAGGAUCUGUAUCAGAAGCCACAGUUACCACAACCAUUUGCAGUACCUGUUCUCCAGGACCUGUUUACAUGAUUCAGUUCAAAUUUCGUCGGCUGGAAAUACCACCAAACUACAAUGUUGAUCAUUUGGGCUGCAUUGGUGGUUGUGACGAUACUCUAAGGCAGCUAGUUGAAAUAUGCGGAACUGGAUCACGCACCACCUCUAGUGUCCCUGGGAGAGGACAGGGGCAUACAUCAUCAUCCAGCAGCGCCCAGCAAAGCAAUUAUAGAGAUCAGGGUGCUUGGCAAACAGCUUCUUCUGCUUGGCAAACAGCUUCUGGGUCACAUCCUUCUCAGAGUUCACGAGGUCGUAGUGCACGAUCUCAGCGAGCUGGCGGUGCACCAGAUGGAGAAUCUUCAAUUCCAUGUACCUCAUGUGGUGCAUCUUGCAAUCUGCGCACUGCUAACACUGAAGCUAACAAAGGGAGGAAGUUCUAUUCAUGCCAAGCGCAGGGAUGCAGCUUCUUUGUUUGGGAAGACAACAUAAAUAGUGGAGGAACAGCCGCACGAGGAGGCGGGGGUAGAUCAGCGUCCACUACAAGUAGGAGAGGAGGUCGAGGCAGGGGUAGCCGAGGUGGAGGAAGGACAAAUGACGUGGCAUUUGUUUCUGCUACAGGCGAGCCAAUAUCUGGCAGGUGUUUUGUUUGUGGCGAACCAGGUCACUUCUCAAAUGUUUGCCCAUGUCGUGGUAGGUAAAUACUUCCCUGGUUUCUUCUAUCAAUUGGGAUUUUAUUUUUUUCCGUACAAAAGGAGAUCUCAGUCUUAUAUUAUGUUCAUCAACUUAAACCAUCUGUAGACAUGUUAUUUGUCUAGUUGAUUGAUUAGAUUUUCUUUUGAGGCUUUGACAGACAAAAACUAAUUUAAAUGUUUGUUGUGUUAUCCAUCUAUUAUUGGCUCUUUUAUUUCUG